This is a messenger RNA of Labeo rohita (rohu), 4610 nucleotides long. RefSeq names its product solute carrier family 43 member 2a (gene slc43a2a). Gene Ontology annotation, biological process: transmembrane transport; neutral amino acid transport. The coding region runs from base 291 to 2024 and encodes 577 amino acids. Gene Ontology annotation, molecular function: L-amino acid transmembrane transporter activity; neutral L-amino acid transmembrane transporter activity. Lineage: Eukaryota; Metazoa; Chordata; Actinopteri; Cypriniformes; Cyprinidae. The transcript has 16 exons. The record is from RefSeq and is a predicted model, not a curated record.
GUGUGAAGCAAGCGGUGCAAAUAUAAAAUCGAGAAUAAGAGAUGUUGGGAAAUAAAUUCAUCUAUGAACAUAACCCAAAGAGGGAAAUCGGCAUCAGAAGGUUGUUUAUACCUUUUCUACUCUGAAGACAGGCGAAGCGAGGAUUUGGUGACGGAAAUAGAAGCCGUGUGUUGCAGUUUCAUAAGAUGAAUGGGAAAUAGAACUGCUUGCACAUCAUAUAUGAGGAUUUCCAAAGGUUUAGGGGGUUUUCCUCUGUAUUACCAGCACAGACUGUAUCAUCUUCUUCAGUCAUGGCUCCCUCACUGGCCACAGCCUUCUCCAGGCGAUGGUGGAUGGCAAUUACCGCGGUGGUUGAGAACCUGUUGUUCUCCGCUGUCCUGCUCGGAUGGGGUUCACUGCUCAUUAUGCUAAAAUCAGAGGGCUUUUACUCCUACCUCUGCAGAGAACCAGGUAACGGUACAGGGCAGAACGUAUCUGAGAAUGAAAACAAUACAACAGUAGUCCCAAGAGGCGAGGAGGAGGAUAAUCUUCAGAUGAAUGGCUGGCCCAUUUGUAAAGAGCAAGAUGAGAUGCUGAACCUGGCUUUCACCAUCGGCUCCUUCCUCCUCAGUGCCAUCACUCUGCCCCUCGGCAUCAUCAUGGACAAAUACGGUCCACGCAAAUUAAGGCUCCUCGGCAGUGCCUCGUUUGCCCUCUCCUGCAUCCUGAUUGCAUAUGGAGCCAGUGACCCUAGAAAUCUUUCCAUCCUGAUCUUCUUCGCUCUGGCGCUGAAUGGGUUUGGAGGAAUGUGCAUGACCUUCACCUCCCUCACACUUCCCAACAUGUUUGGUGAUCUCCGCUCCACUUUCAUCGCAUUCAUGAUUGGCUCAUAUGCCUCAUCUGCUGUCACCUUCCCAGGAAUAAAGGUGAUUUACGAUGUUGGGGUUGCCUUCAUCACCAUCCUUCUGGUGUGGGCUGGCUGUGCCGGCCUGGUCUUCAUCAACUGCUUCUUCAAUUGGCCACUCGAACCUUUCCCAGGACCCGAGGACAUGGAUUACACUGUGAAGAUCAAGUUCAGCUGGCUGGGCUUUGACCAUAAGAUUACUGGGAAACAGUUCUACAGGCAGGUGACCACCGUUGGUCGGAGGUUGAGUGUUGGCAACUCAAUGAAGAGCAAUCCACAACAAAUGGCCACACAAGAGGGCAAUAAACUCUGCUUGUCAACCCUCGAUCUAGAGGUCCAGUGCAAGUCUGAGGAGGAAUCCCAGUCCUUCAUGCGGAGCAUCUUUAGCCCCAUAUUCAUGCUCAGCCUCAUCACAAUGUGUGUGACUCAGCUCCGUCUCAUCUUCUACAUGGGGGCCAUGAACAACAUUCUGGAGUCCCUUGCUGAUGGAGACCUAAACAAAGUGGAGAGGAUGGAAAUGGUGAGCACGUACACAUCAAUCUUCGGGGUGCUACAGUUGCUGUGUCUCUUGACGGCCCCUGUGAUCGGUUACGUCAUGGAUUGGAGGCUCAAAGAGUGUGAGGACGAAAAUGAGAAACAAGUCGCAAAGGAUCCCACUCAGCCAAAGAAACGUGAUAAACAGAUCCAGAAGAUCAGCAACGCCACCCGUGCGUUCAUCUUCACAAAUUUGCUGCUGGUCGGCUUCGGGGUAAUCUGCCUGGUGCCCAAUCUUCCUCUACAGAUUUUGUCUUUUGUGUUGCACACCAUUGUGAGAGGCUUCAUUCACUCUGCCGUUGGUGGCUUGUAUGCAGCUGUGUACCCGUCUUCUCAGUUCGGCAGUCUGACGGGAAUGCAGUCCCUUAUUAGCGCACUUUUCGCAUUGUUGCAACAGCCUCUCUUCAUGGCCAUGAUGGGUCCCCUGGAUGGAGAUCCACUCUGGGUUAACGUGGGGUUGCUGGUCGUGAGCAUGCUGGGAUUCUGCCUUCCCAGUUAUCUUCUGUGCUACGGCAGGCGGCUGCGCCGAGAGAAACAGGAGCGCGAAGAAGACCCCAAAAUCUACGUCCAGAUCAACAACGGCACAAACCCCGAGGCCUUUGUCUAACUGAAACGCACAAAUGACAGCACCUAGCGUAGAGAGCGGAAAGAAGGAGGAUGGGAAAUAAAAGAAGAGAACUGAAGAAACACCUCCCUGAUCCCUCCUUCCAUCUGACACACACAUUCAUGUAUUUUCAAUAGGCACAUUACACUCAAACAGGCACAAAAUACAGCCAAAGCAACCAACAGUCUCACAAUGUGCCACACAAACACACGUUUACACAGAAAGGACUGAACGGACACUGUGAAAGGCAGGUCUAUCAAAAAAAUGAUGCCCUUGUCCAUGAAAGAGACAAGGACAUCAAGACUUUAUAUACUGCCUUGCGAGAAAGACGAGAAAGGCCCUCACGAUUUUACCUUGAUUCGGUGAAUUUCACACCAUGACGAAGCAGAUUCAGUGAAAUUCUCUCAGGUUUGAGGAAGCCUGAUGACGCUUCCUGAACAGAGUAUUAUUACAUCACUAGUGUUCAGCUUUGUUGCCAAGCUUUCAAACAUUUGCAUUUUUAGUGAACUGAUAUUAAAUCACUAUGAACACUUUACGUUGCUCUCAGCUCAUAAAGCUGCUGAAAAGCAAGACGAGGACCCUCCAUUGCUGUUUGAAACUGACAAACUACCUUAAAGCAGAGCAAUUCUGCCGUUUUCAUUGGAAGUGGGCAGAUUUUAGAUUUAAUCUCAUACAGUAUAUACAGUACCAGCAUGCUUUGGACAGCAUGAGCAUGCAACUGCAGCUUUUUCUGAACUGGGCUGAUUUUAAAAGACUUUCGGACCAUGCCAUCUGAGGCUAAUGUAACCUAAAGACAAUUUUAGUAUGAAAAUUGUGCUAUUAUUUGCUUAGGCAUGCAGUUUCAGUACAUCUAUGUACAUAUCAGUCCAUUCAGAAGGUUGUAGAAGCCAUGUGGGUCUAAAAGGUUUGGAUUAAGGUGGUAUUGGCCUCACAUUUCGAUUAAGAGUGACUGAUCUUCACCAGCAAUACUAUUCCACCCUGUACCACUUCCCCAUGCAGUACUACUGGUUGAGCUUCACUUGUUACUUAGUGUUUUUUUCCUUAUACUGACUCGAACAAUUAUUCAGGGUGUUUCACUUUUAGAGUAAUAAUUCAUAUCAGAUGUAUUCACCUGCAAUAUGAUCCCUUCAAGCUUUGCUUUGGCAUUGAGGGGUAUAAAAUGAGACACAGUGUACUCUCGGUAAAGAGAUUAGAUGCCAUUAUCGUAUAAAUAUAUAUCUAUAUCUUGCACUACAGGGUUCAUAAUUACAGAGGUGCUUACAUUAGCCAUUACAGAGUAAACGCGUUCUGUUUCAACCUCAUACAUACAUGAAAACCAUGUUAGCCAUACAACAUACAAGAUUUUUGUGUAUGUUCUCAUGAUUUCUGGUUACUACGGUGCUUACUAGAAUAGAAAAGCAAGGUUUCUGCAUUGAUACAGAAACUGAAAACACAGUUUAGUUAGGCUACUCAACCUUGUGGUGACUUGAAUUUAAUUCACAGCGAUUAAAAAAGGGAGACUUUUGAGACAUGCUUGACAAUCCCUUUGGAAACCCAUAUAUUUGUAGCUUAUAAUGGGUUUCAGGCCAGUAUUGUGCCCUGUGAAAGACAAAACAUGGUAUCUAUACAUAACUGAGCGAAAUUGGGUCUGAUAUGUCACGUGACAGAUGGGUAUUUUCAGAAAACAGUGUGAAAAAUGGUGUAAAGUCAGUCAAAUAGCUUUGAAAUCAAUUUAGCAAUUCCAGUGUUUAUGUAGUUAUUGUGUUUUGCACAAAUCAGUGAAUAUUUCUCGCAAAACAUUGAUUUUGAAGAUGUUAAGGUUAGGGCUAAAGCAAAUCCUCACUUGCUUUAACGGUAUUUUCACUGUAAGCUUCUCUGAAAUUAUUGGUUUCUCUGUCAAUUUUUGUACGAGAUCCUGAAUGAGUAAAUAUCUUCUCAUAAAUGUGACCUUAUUUUCUGACCCCUUUGAAGAGGAGCAGGUCAGAUCUUCCCAGCAACAUCCACUUAUCGUCUGUUACACUUUUUCGGAUUAUUUUCGCCAUAGCCGAGGCUAGACGCGAGUUCUAGAUGGUCUGCAUUGAACAUGCCUGGAUAUUGCAAGUGAAUUCCAAUCUACAGCAGUACUGUACUAAGCGUAAUGAAUGUGAGAGUGAACCCGUUUGCUCUCAGAAUGAGAAGUAGCACUUUUUCUCACUGCCAUACCUUAAAUUUUCAUUCUUUACUCAAGUCACAUUUUUUGGUUUAAAAUGUUGUUUAUGAUACCCCGUUGUACGUGUAUGAGUGUGGAAAAUGCCCAUACGCUGAGAUGUAAGAGGGAAGAAACGUGGGAAAGAUCAGCUUUAACAACAGUGUUUUCUCUCUGUAUUGUAUUUUUUAGUGUCAUUUGUUGAUUAUUUGGUUGAUUUUUUCUACUCUGUAGUUUGUGUUUUCAUUUACGUGUAUGUGUAAAUAGCAUUUUCUCUAUUUUUCUCUUUUUUGUGGGCGUUUUACUGUAUUUGGCUUUUGGUUUUCUUCAUUCUAUCACUAUAUAGCAACUUUUUUUUUGAAUAAAUGUCCCAACAAAAUAUCAGAUAUAUGAAAAUGAAUAAAAACAGAUUAAUUUGUAUGAAA